AUGGCGUUCCUAGACUACCUGGCUUCUCGCCAUGCUGCUGUCCUUUUGUUGGCUACGCCAUUUGCCUUUGUUGUGUACGUUGUAGUAUAUCGACUGUUCUUUCAUCCACUUGCAAAGUAUCCGGGGCCGUUUUUGGCAAAGCUUACCACAUGGUAUUCUGCCUACCACAACUAUCUCAAUGAUGUUCACAUUGAUAUCCUGAGGUGCCACGAAUUGUAUGGAGAUUUCGUGCGGUAUGGACCGGACAGGCUCGUGGUCAACAGUGCAAACGGAUAUCACGACAUCUAUGAUCAUGGCAAAAACAUCGCGAAGUCCAACGCUUACACGGCGCUCGUGCGUCGAGCGAACUCGCCCUCGGUUUUGACGGCCUCGGACAAAAGAGUGCACGGGCGGAAACGACGAGUGAUCAGCCAAGGUUUCAGUGAGGCUGCGAUCCGAGGGUAUGAACCUGUCAUCAAGGACCAUGUCAGUAUUCUAUGCAGGAGAUUGCUGGCAAACGACGGGCAACACCCCGUCCCCCAAGCACCAGGUGCUUGGAGUCUUCCGCUGGAUAUGUCCAAAUUCGCCAAUUACCUUUCUUUCGACAUCAUGACCGACGUGAUAUUCAGUGUUAAACGUCAUCUGAUCGAGAAUCCAGACCAUCGUUGGAUCACCACUUGCAUCGAGAGGAUGAUGCACCGCGUUGGCGUCAUCUCAAUGGUGCCCUGGACAAAAUGGUGGGGUCUGGGACUGCACUGGCUCAUUGUGCGAGACGGCGUCCGCGCAACAUUGCAGUUCCAAGAGGUGGCCAAGGACAUCGCCACAACACGAAUGCAGCAGAAGCAAUCAGAAGGGAAGAAAGACGUCUUCCAAAACUUACUGAACGCGAAAGACGCCGAGACUGGAGAGGACAUGCCACUUCCGGAGCUGAUGGCAGAGGCGUCACUAUUGAUCGUGGCAGGCUCCGACACCACCUCAUCUGGCCUCGCCGGCAUAUUCUUCUACCUGGCCCAGAACCCGACGGUCUACGCCAGACUCGCUCAAGAAAUCCGUACGACGUUUCCCUCCGUGGAAGCCAUUGGCCAAGGUCCCGAGCUCCGUUCCUGCAUCUACCUUCACGCCGUUGUCGACGAGUGCCUUCGCAUGUGUCCGCCGGUCUCUGCGGCUCCGUGGCGGGUCGUCCUCCGGGGCGGUCAACGCAUCGAUGGUCACGAGAUUCCGGAGGGUGUCGAAGUUGGCACGGGUCUAUACUCGCUCAUGCACAACCCCGCAUACUUUGCCGAGCCCUUCAAGUUCAACCCGGACCGCUGGAUCGAGACGGAGAACAAUCCUGCGGCGAACAUCGAAAUUCAGCGGAGAGCUUUCGUGCCGUUCCUGAGCGGCUCCCGAAUGUGCGCGGCCAAGAACCUCGCCAUGGCCGAGCUGUUGAUCGCAACGGCCCAGGUGCUGUAUACGUUGGACUUCAAGCCGGCUGAUGGCGCGGAUGGGAAAAUCGGCCAAGGGGGUGUAGGGAUGGGCGUGGGUAGAGAACGAGAAGAGGAGUUCCAGCUAUAUUCGCAUUUUGUCACCGUGGCUAAGGAUGGUCCUGUGCUGCAGUUCCGCGCAAGGAACACGGAGUGGGAUAGCUAG
Messenger RNA from Fonsecaea erecta, 1608 nucleotides. RefSeq lists its product as hypothetical. The transcript is spliced from 6 exons. NCBI's taxonomy places the organism in Eukaryota, Fungi, Ascomycota, Eurotiomycetes, Chaetothyriales, Herpotrichiellaceae. Gene Ontology annotation, molecular function: iron ion binding; heme binding; monooxygenase activity. The record is from RefSeq and is a predicted model, not a curated record. Bases 1 to 1608 code for a protein of 535 amino acids.